Molecule: messenger RNA, 1667 nt
Organism: Salvia hispanica
Lineage: Eukaryota; Viridiplantae; Streptophyta; Magnoliopsida; Lamiales; Lamiaceae
Product: pto-interacting protein 1-like
Biological process (GO): protein phosphorylation
Molecular function (GO): protein kinase activity; ATP binding
Source: RefSeq, a predicted model, not a curated record
AAACAAAAGAAUAGGAGAUUCGUUUUGAAGUAAAAGUCAAAGUCCGGCGGCUUUCCGGUUGAAAUAUAGAGACACGAGUCACAGAGGAUCACACAUCCAACGGCCCACAAUUAAUGCGAUCGUUAUUUUAGUAAAAGCAAGUCUUCGUCGCCGGCUUCUGAUUCUGGAUCUUCUCUUCUCUCACCCGCUUUCAGAGGUUGGCUCGCUUAAACACUUUUUGCUGCAUUUUGCUUCAAUCGCCUCCGAUCGGUCGAGUGUUUUUGUGAGUAUAUCAACUCGUUCACUGAUUCCAGCUCGUUCUAACCCCAAUUUCGCCGCAUCGUUGCUUGGAACUUGGAUAUCGUGACAUUUGAGGAUAUCAUUUGGUUGAACGGAAUAUGAGUUGUCUUGGCUGUUGUGGAGAUGAUGAGAUCAAUAGAAAUGCUGAUGGUGGAGGCCCGUACCCAGUAAAAACCGCAGCUGGCAAUGCUGGGAAUUAUCACACUGCUGAAGCCACAUCUAAAGAUCAGGCUGUGAAAAUACAGCCUAUUGCAGUCCCAUCAAUUCCCGUGGAUGAACUCAAGGAAGUUACAAGUAACUUUAGCACGGAUUCUUUAAUAGGAGAAGGCUCAUAUGGUAGAGUUUAUUACGGAACUCUUACUAAUGGUCGAGCUGCAGCCAUAAAGAAGUUGGAUGCCAGCAAACAACCAGAUGAUGAAUUCUUAGCUCAGGUAUCUAUGGUGUCAAGGCUGAAGCACGAUAAUUUUGUGGAACUACUCGGUUAUUCUGUUGAUGGAAAUCAACGUAUUCUGGCAUAUGAAUUUGCAUCUAAUGGAUCUCUUCAUGACAUUCUUCACGGAAGAAAAGGUGUUAAAGGAGCGCAGCCUGGUCCUCUUCUUUCUUGGGCUCAACGUGUUAAAAUUGCUGUGGGUGCUGCUAAGGGCCUUGAAUAUCUUCACGAAAAAGCAGACCCUCAUAUUGUCCACCGUGAUAUAAAGUCCAGCAAUGUACUGAUUUUUGACGAUGAUGUAGCUAAGAUUGCUGACUUUGAUCUAUCAAAUCAAGCUCCUGAUAUGGCAGCACGUCUUCACUCUACUCGUGUCCUUGGGACAUUUGGAUAUCAUGCUCCAGAAUAUGCUAUGACUGGACAGCUGAACUCAAAGAGUGAUGUUUACAGCUUUGGUGUCGUCCUUCUGGAGCUCCUUACUGGCCGUAAACCCGUUGAUCAUACAUUACCUCGUGGGCAGCAAAGCUUAGUAACAUGGGCUACACCUAAACUGAGUGAAGAUAAGGUUCGGCAAUGCGUUGAUGAGAGACUACAAGGAGACUAUCCUCCUAAGGCUGUCGCUAAGAUGGCUGCUGUUGCUGCCUUGUGCGUACAGUAUGAAGCCGAUUUUCGGCCAAAUAUGAGCAUUGUGGUGAAAGCGCUCCAGCCUCUGUUAAAUACCCGUGCUGGACCUACUGGUGAAGCUGGAUUGACAUGAACCCUGAAUCAGAAAGAUAUCCUCUCUCUCUCUCUCUCUCAUGUUCGUUCUUCAUCGCUAUUGUUUAAAUUAAACGAGUCCACUGAGGCGUGUAUUGUUUCCAUUGUUUUUCCCUUGCCAACCCAACGUGUAUCAUAAUGACUUGAAAAUCUAUGUAUCUGACAUUCUUUCAAUAUGUGAUAUUUGCCUACCCUUUUCAUACCA